UUUGAAAGUUGUCAUUUAUUACCAUUUUAUGUCUGUUUGCAUAGCAUUUAAAUUGAAAACUGGCAGGCGAUAUGAAAACUCAGUCUCAACAAGCGUAUUACGAGAAAUAUUUAUUAAAACGUGCAGUCUGUCAUUUAGGAAAAAAAAGAGUAGAGGAAAACUGAAUUAUGUGACUGCCGAGUGUACAGAGAGCCGCUGGGCCGCAACGUAAUAUUAAGAUUCUGUUAAAUACUGUUCAGUGCUGCGUCUAGCACGUUUCUGCACAUAUGUAGGAAGAAACAUUUUAACGGGAGCGUUUAUUGGAAGCCGCGUUUUUGGCGUGUGUAUAGAAAAAAAGUGACUUCUGUUUCAAUUAUUGGUGUUGAAAACAAAGUAUUUCUUUCACUGAGAAAUGUACCUUUGCAGCAGAUGGUUAAAGACAAUUAAGAUGACAAUGUGUAAACAAUACGUAAGGCAAAUCGAAUAAAAAAUGAAGGCUAAAUCUCCAACAAAAUUUAUACAGACCUGUGUAUACCAGCUAUUGAAGUAUGAGCUUAAUACUACAGCUUUUAAAUUCAGUCAUGCCUUCACAUUCUCGUAUUUUCAACCAUUUUGAAUGGGCCCAAGACCAGGUGACAACUCUUGGCAACUUCAAGAUGAAGUGCAAGCACUGCAGUAGAGAGGUGUCAGGCUCAUACAAGGCAACCUCCAAUUUCUUCACACACAUGAAGAGACACCAUGCAGAUAUUCACCAGGUGCUGAAGGAGCCUCUUCUUGCAGAAACAACUAAGGUUAAGCCAACUGUCCAUCGUUAUGUGAAUCCUCAGCAAGCUGCGUGGAAACCAACUGAUCCUCGGCAGCAAGUACUUACAGAUAGUCUGGUGAACUUCCUUACCCAUUCUCUGCAGCCUUUAUCACGUGUGGAGGAUCCUUCUUUUAAAACUUUGCUAAAGUUAGCUCAACCUUCAUUUGUUCUUCCAACUCAGAAGCAGCUGAGCUGUGUUCUUCUGCCUGCAAAGACAACUAGCCUUCAUGUUACAAUUAGUUCUCAGCUGGCAAAGAUUCAGGGUCUUUGUGUGACAGUGAGUAUAUGGUCUAGCAAAGAUACACCUUCUUUUCUUGGUAUUACUGGUCACUAUAUUCACAAUUUUAAAAUUAAGCAUGUCAUGCUUGCUUUUAAAAGAAUUGACAGUUCAGCUAAUGCAGAAAGUAUUGUUUUGUUUUACCAGCAAGUGUUAUGUAGGUUUGGAAUAGAGGACAAAGUUGUCAUUGUUGUAGUUAAUCAUGCCUCCCGCAAACUGAGUGUUACACUUCCUGGUUUGGAACAACAAUAUGCUUAUGAAAAUGACAAUAGUGCUGAAUUUGAUACAAAUGUUGAUCUUACUUACUUGCCUCAGAGCCUUAACUGCUUUUCUCACACACUUCACCUGGUUGUGCAAGAUGGGUUAAAACAUGCUGGAGAGAUGUCUGGAAUUAUAAGCAAAGCUAACAGUGUUGUCAAUUAUUUGAAUCAAUUGAGCUUAGAAUCUGGAAACUGUGAAGGAGAAAGUAAGAAGCAAUGUCCUGAUGCAGUUAGAUGGAAUAGCCAAUUGAAGAUGCUCAGAUCCAUCCUUAAGACGAAUCAGUCCGAUUUAGAACAGUUUGAAAUUCCUGAUAAACUCACAAUGUAUGAAUUAAAUAUUAUCAAAGAUAUUGUUGAAAUCCUUAGCCCUUUUGAACUUGCUGCUGACCAAACUGAAAAAGACUCCCAAGUUACUGCUAGUUGCAUCCUACCUUGUAUACGUGGCCUUCGUGCCGAAAUGGAUGAAUUGUCAAACACCUACAAAUCCCAAAUGGUUUCAACACUUAAAGCCUCUAUUAACUGCCAUUUGACUAAAUAUGAACAUGAAGAAGCCUUUACUCUGGCAGCUGCUCUGGAUCCACGUUGGAAACUUGACUGGUGUACUGUUGAAGAAGCCAGUAACAUUAAGCAAAUUUUGACCAACAAGGUUUCAGCUUUGGCCAUGACAAUUACAGAAACUUCAACAGCAGAUGAGUUGUCUUCUCCUCCAAAAAAGCGUUCAAGUUUAUUCAGAUUUAUGGCAUCAGAUUCCCACCGACUUCAGUUUCCCACUGCCACUGCUACACUUUCUCAGGUUGAAAGCUAUUUCAGUCAGCCAAGUAUUCCAGAGGAUGCGGACCCGUUGGCAUUUUGGGAGCAACAUCAAGUGACACUUCCUCAGCUUGCUCAGCUGGCAUCCAUGUAUCUUCCAACUCCAGCUUCGUCUGCCCCAGUGGAUCAUUUAUUUUCAGUUGAUUGUAAAGCUUUUCAGCCUGAGAAAUAUUCUUUCUCAAAUGCAAUGUUCGAGGAACUUAUGUUUAUCAGAUGCAAUGGUCAGUUGAAUUGUUAAUUAAAAUAGUUACCACGUGUGUACAUUGAUAAGGUGAAAACUGACAUAUGGAUAGACUGAUAUCCCAUCUCCUGAAGAGUGAAACCGUUCUUUCAUCUUGAUAAGCUGCAUAUUGCUAACAUAAUUAAACUCUGGUAAUGGUUAACACAGCCAGUCAUUUUUAUGUCAAUUACAUAUGAAUCUCUGACAGAUUCAUAUUAUUUGUAUUUAUGUGAUUGACUGUUCUUUUUGGUGGUGGAAAUAAGCAGCUGGUCAAGUUUUAUUGGACAGUCUGCAUGAAGAAUUGAGAAGUGCUGAACUACACCAUGUGGUAUUUUUUUCUCUGUAGUAAUGAACUUUCUUUAUCAUCUAUAAUCAAUUCUCUGACUCGGUGGUGGCAAACAGGGUUUGAGUUGGGUGCCUGCUUGAGUUUUAUUGGGCAGUGAGUAUGCUACAAUUGGAGCGCUUCAAAUAUGAAAUAAGGCUUUCUCCAGUUUUACUGUAUUUUUCUUUUGUUUUAUAUACAUCUUAGUGAUUUAUUGUCUCUGUUGCCUUUGGUCAUGUGCAGUGUUCAUUGGGGUGGUGGCUGCUUGAGUUUUAUUGAGCAGUAUCACUGCUCAACUGUAAGACAUUACAGUCUGGGAGUCAGUUUUUGUUUUAUUUUUCUUAAGAUUAUUAAUAUUCUUGAAUGUUCUUCAGUGUCUGCUGUGAUUACCUACAGUAUGUGUUUUAAAUUUGGACAUAUUGCAGCAUUUGAAGCUGUCAGGCCAUUUCUCUGAUGUAUGAAAUUUCAGUAGAGUAUUUACAGUAUUGCUUUAGAAAAUAAAUGCAUAAUUAGCAGUUGUUUUCGGAAAGUUCAAAAUAAACUAUUUUAUGAUAAAAAA
Messenger RNA from Erpetoichthys calabaricus (reedfish), 3232 nucleotides. RefSeq names its product zinc finger BED domain-containing protein 4. The record is from RefSeq and is a predicted model, not a curated record. Gene Ontology annotation, molecular function: DNA binding; protein dimerization activity. The coding region runs from base 528 to 2369 and encodes 613 amino acids. The transcript is spliced from 3 exons. Lineage: Eukaryota; Metazoa; Chordata; Cladistia; Polypteriformes; Polypteridae.